GAAGGUUAAAGUACUAAAUUCAGUAUAGGCGUAACUUUUGAGUACACUAUGGUUCCCCCUUCGUUCGCGGAUCUUGGUAAAGAUGCACGGGACUUACUCUUUAAAAAGUUUUAUUUUGGACUGUAUAAUAUUCACUGCACGACAAAGAAAAAUGACAUUGAAUUUAAAGCCAAUAUUAGUGAUGGACCUAAACCAAAUAAGAUGCAUUUCAACCUGCAAGAAAAGUUCUCCUUUCCACAAUAUGGUCUAACUAUGACGAAAAACUGGUCUUCCAACAAUCUAGUUGACGGAGAAAUAGUAUUUGAAGACAAAUUAGUUGACGGGUUGAAACAAACUUUUCAAAUUUCUCGCGAUCCUUUUCAAAAUUGUUUUCAUGCCAAUUUAGUCAAUUCUUUUCGAAACAAGCAUGUGAAUUCUAACGUCGAAAUGUUCUUCAAGUCUGCUAUCCCUGAUCUGUCCCCAUCUUUUGUUUUUAAUUACCAAGGCUAUUUGGUUGGUGCAGAUGUUAAAUUGGAUUGUACAAAUCAAAUUUUACAAAAAGCUAAUUUUUCUGUCGGUUACACAGUACAAGAUUUUAGUUUCCAUGGUUUAAUUACAAAUUGGGGUAAACAAUUUUCAGCCAGCAUCUUUCAACGUAUAACUGAUCGACUGCAUAUAGCAGGCUCAGUAAGUAUAAUUUUAAAAUUCCUAUUUUUUUUUCAAUGAUAUAAGUUGCCUAUUUUUCCCUUAACGUUUUUAUUAUUCUGUUUGACAGUUUUUCAAUCUUUACUUUUUAAUCAAGGUUCUAGUCUUUGUUGUGUGUUUGAAUUCCCUCGGUAUUGUUAAGGACUGAAUGGAUUGCCUCGGUAUUGUCAUUCAGUCACAAUUUCUUUUAGUAAAAUUAUUUAGUGUCUAGCAGUAUAAACCAGGAUGAAUGUUUCGCCUUAUUUUAGACUCGCCAUUUGGAUGUACCUGGAUCCUAUUAUUGAUGUUCACUCUGAGACUGACCAAUUGUAAGCACCAACUUCAGUGACAAGAUUUAAAAACUAAAAAGUAAAACGCGUACCUGUCUCACGAGCCAGUAUCUAUCUGGAUUGAAUAGCUCAGUAGAUAAGGUGAUAGGCGUACUGUGUUUGAGUCUUGAUGUAAACGUCAACACUGGUAUUCAAUUACACCCAGCUGACGAGUUUCACCACUAACCACUAAUCAACUUUGCCAAAGUAUAAUCUUGUCUUUAGUUUUCAUCUGUUUUAUAUUGUAUUUCAAAAUUUCGGCUUCAUUGAAGUAACGGGUAAUACACAGUUAUUAAAUUAUUUUGACUAUGUUCUAGGUUCAUAUCGCCCAAAUAUUUUUGUUAGAACAUGUGCUACAUGUGCCUAACUACUGUUUACCUAGACGGGUGAUUUACAGAAGUAGGUUGGAGGAAAACUUGGGGUAACCAAACCGAGAAGUAGCAUCAGUCCAUGAAGUGAUUGACUAUUAACUUGAACUGCUUAUGUAAAUCCAGACUAUCUGAUUGGUGUCCAGGAGACAAUCUCAAUCAGUUAUUAAAGACAUUGGCUGAUGCUCUCUCAGAAUCAGUCACACUGGUGUAGGUAAAUUCUUUUUUAUUAUGCACUUGAUCUUGAAUUCCAGUAAUCCUACAUACAUAUUUUUCCUUUCUGUAUUUUUGAAUCUCAUUCUCAAUUUUCAAUCUUUCUCAUCAGCAUUUUCACUGCAUUAUUUCAAUCCCUUUAGUAUUCAACCUGUUAAUUUGAUCUUGUUGUUUUGGAGUAGUUUAGCAACUCGGUCCAACGUACAUGUAUACUAGGCUCUACGCUGUUGAUGAUUAACUGAGUUUUGCUUAUUUAUUAAGUAUUGAAAUUGAUACUUCAUAUAGAAAACAUACUUUGUACUAUUAUAAUUACUAAGAUAUAGUCAAUAAGAUUGUGAUAACCUAAUUUUAUACCAAUUCUGUUGUGUCUUUAUGGCCCGCUAGCUAUCACGUAAUUUAUUCGCCAAUAAAAAUACGACUUAUUCACUUUCGCACUGCACUAAACCAAUGACGUUCCACCGAUAUGAUCAGCCUAGCGUCCUUAUUGGCCCUAUGUUCGCCUAGCCCGUCCAGCUGAGUCUAGAAUGCCAACAACAGCCUCCACUAUCCAAAUCACAUAUUUCAGACAUACUGGGUUUAUAUACUAAACAAACAGACCGCAACGCACCAUAAAAUAAGAAAUAAAAUUCAUGCACAAUAUAGCCAAAAUGUGUCUGUGAACGUGGGAGACUGUAAUUAAUAAACUGAGUAAAAUUUAAGAACAGUAAUUCGUAUAAUAAUAAAUUAUAGGUCAAAAUAAAGCUUAUAACAAGGGGAAUAUAGAUAUACAUAAUCUAAUUACUGAAUAGUUAUACCAUAAGAAUAUACAGAUAAUAUUAGUUUAUUAAUAGGUUUCAAAAGUUACUCGUAAUGUAAUCUUCGUUAGGAUAUAACAGAUUCCAUGGUGUGAGUACGUGUUUAUGUUUAUUGUGGAGACCUACCUGAAUAUCUGGGUUACCUGUUCCUACAAUUUAGAUAUUUCAACAAACUCUGUGCUUUUUGCGCGAUUAUGAAAGUUUACUACCUUUUGCUAUACAAUUUACAAAAUAGUACAAUCAAAAACAUCAUGGUGGCUGGUAAUAUGUCUUGAAAAAAUAGACAUGAUUUAGAUGUCAGUUCCUGAACUGCUAACAUCUAACUGGUAGUUACUCAUUAUUUAUCGUCAAGAUCAAUCAAUCAAUAAGGAAAGGAAACUUAUUAAAAUACUUGGUUCUGACAAUUCUAUAUUAUAUCAAGAAGAUGAUACUGAAUAAAGGCGUUAAUGAGAAUAAUAACAACACUAACUUGAAUGGUACAGAGCAACAUUGACAAAUCCAUUAUUUAAGAUAAUAUUUUACAAAUGCAAUACAUUGGAAAUUGUGACGACGGACCACGGGUGAACUCGAGGAAGCUGUAGGAGGCUCGGAAGGAGCCGAAGAUAUUCCAUCCAACUACCUUUCGGAAGAGUAUUGUAGAAUUCCCACAUGUAGCUUCCCGAUUGGACAAUGCUAAUAACCCCCUGUAUGCGGAUUGGAGGACUGUAAUGAUGAUUUCGUUCUUACUAAAAACUAUAAAUACCUGACGAUUUUGUAUUACAAUUGACACUGUCUGGGAAUAAUAUUCCUUUUAUUAGUUUUCUGUCUUCUCAUUGCGACUUGGAAGGGUUCUGGCGUUUUAGUGCUCACGUUAUAAGCGGUAUAUCAAGAACAACCUUCUAGAUAUAACAGAAAUCAUUAAAACAAACAGUUAGAACAAUGAACAUUUCGAUUAAUAAAACAAAUAAAGUAGGAUUCAAUCAAUCAUCAGAUGCAUCUAGUUUUUUUCCUUUUAAAGAGACAAAUGAUAAAUACAAUAGGAUCAUCACUAGUUUAUAUUUGUAAGCUUUAGUUGAUGAGGUCUCAAGUUACUGAGUUGUAAAAUAUAUGAAUCUUUAUUUCAUAUUCUGUAUUUUCUUCACAUUGAUUGUUAUGAUUUAUGGUUGAUAAAUUCCCCGUAUCUGCUAAACUAGUUUAAAUACCGAAGGUUCAAUUUAAUCCUCUUACUUUCAUGGAAACAUUCCUAUUAGAUGAAAAUAGUGAGUAGGGAUACUAUGCAAGAAAUUUAAAAUGUACGUCCAUAUUAGAUGAUUUGGUGAGAAAUAACUGUCUAUUCAACUCAGUCAUACAUUUCAACGAAUAUAUAUAUUCAAUUUGGAAUUCAGGAUAUGCGUUUGAUUCCGGCUUAGUUUGGUUAUUAUAGAUCUAUAAAUUAGUAUUUUAAAGAUUCAGUUUUCUUAUAGGUAAUGACAAACUUAAUGAAGUGGUUAUUGAAACUUGCAAGAAGUUGAAAUUGCAAUUUCUAUAUGUCUAAAAUCGUAAUUUUACUAAACAAAAUCAACCUCACAUAAGUUGGUAAUAUUAUUGUUUAAUCACAAAUGUGAAUCCUAAGUCAGACAGAUAUAUUAACAUAAAGCCUGGGACAGAUGUGCAGCUUAGAAUAAUAGUUAAUGACUUCAUGAACUGAUGCCAUAUCUUGGUUUGGCUACCCCUAGCUUUCUUCUAACUUACUUCUCCAUUAGCAAGUAUCACUCUUUAGUGUAGAUGAUGGUUAGACACCUCAGUAGAUGUAAAUUCACUACCUCAUCAAGCGAUUUUCCACUUAUAUCAAGUAUCAUAUGCUUAACUUAAGUUCGUGGUACAAAUUAUUUAUUUAUUUCACGUAAUUAUUUCGCUCUGUAAACAGUUUAUCAAUGAUAACUAUGAACUGUUAAAUAUCUUUGUUAGCGGGACAUAGACUGGAUUAAAGCAUGCUCAAUGCAUGAUUGCUUUGGUGCACGCUGAUUGGCUAAUUCUUAUCCAAUCAGCACUAGUCGAUAGUUGGAGAAUACUCUAGAAUCUUCUCAUGUGAAAACUAUAAAUAUACUGACGUUUUCCCUAUUGUGCUUCUGACUUGCUUCUUACUUCCAUCUAACCUUGUUAUUUGGAAUAUAAUCUCUUCCUGUUCAAACGUGUUCUGAUUUGGGGACUUGUCGAGUGAAUCGGUGUCCGAGAAUACUAAGCAAUAGGAAUAGCUGGGUCAUAACCGUAAGAAAGAGAGAUUUAUAACAAUCUUUAUGAUAUUUUGAAUGAUUUUAAAGAUUGAAAUGAAUAGUAAUUUCAUGUCAUUUUUCCUAGAUUAUUACUGAAUUAGUAGUUCAUUAUCAGUAGGAAAGUAACUUUCUAAUCGUAUAUAAAAAGAACCUCUUUAAGGAUAUAACACACAAUCAGUCAGUCAGUCAGUCAACAAAGUAGAACUUCGUACAUACGUACAUCAGUUGGAGUUAUCAUACCACAUUAGCACAGAGAUACAAUUGUCAAUUCAAAUUUCAUAGUGAUAGAGGUAAUAAGAGUAUAAGUAUAACACACAAUUCUCAGAGAGUAGGACAGACCAUCAUUAGAACUAACAUGUAUGUUACUAUUACCACUGUUUAUUAAGUGAGGAACCUUUGAAAUUGAGAAUUCCAUUUCAAACUCUUGACAUCUCAUCUUACUCCACAAAUGUUAGUAGUCGUUAAUUCUAUUUAGAAAUAAUAUCUUUUAAAUUAUUUAACUCUCUAAAUCUUUAAUUAAUCAUAGAUUACAUGGAAACGUGUUCCAGAUGAAACUGUUUGGGCUGUUGGAUCACAAUAUAUAUUAGAUAAUCAGAAAAAGCAUUCUGUGAAAUUGAGACUAGAUCAUUUAAAUCAGAUCAGUUUGGCUUUUACAACAUAUUUAUCAAAAAGUCUUCAAUUGACAUUGAGUGGAGUUUUCAAUGGUCCAGAUUUGACAAAAAUGGGUAUUGGUUUAGAAUUGAAUGCUUAAAACAUUUAUGAAUAUACUAAUUUUUCUAUGAAUUAAAAUAAAACAAUAUGACUAUGUAUCAAUUAUAGAUGUAAAACAAUUAUGAAUGAAUUAGUUCACUUUCUCUUUGCCCCGGUUUCAUCGUUACAAUCAUUCUUUCACCAAAUACAAAAGUAUUAGUUAUUUAGAUUGUUCAUGUUGAAAAUUUAUUCUGUUAUUUCAUUCAUGGUUAUGUUGCUUCUUUAUUGUUCAACUGUUUUCUUUCCACCACUACCACUUCCAAACUAUUUAGUCUAUAUACUGCCAUUACAUUAUCCAAGUGUAUAUGACCUUUUGUAGGUGUGUUUUGCCUCUGCUUUUUUUUCUAAAGAUUUUUAUUUAUUGAUGAGAUUACAUAUUAAGUUGAAUCUCUUAAAAGAAUCUGUAUUUCAUCAUAAAUAUAGAUAGUUACAUGU
This is a messenger RNA of Schistosoma curassoni, 5783 nucleotides long. The record is from the annotation of a GenBank genome assembly. Lineage: Eukaryota; Metazoa; Platyhelminthes; Trematoda; Strigeidida; Schistosomatidae.